Molecule: messenger RNA, 6581 nt
Organism: Bubalus bubalis (water buffalo)
Lineage: Eukaryota; Metazoa; Chordata; Mammalia; Artiodactyla; Bovidae
Gene: CHRM2
Product: cholinergic receptor muscarinic 2
Exons: 2
Coding region: 1264-2661 (465 amino acids)
Biological process (GO): regulation of heart contraction; adenylate cyclase-activating adrenergic receptor signaling pathway
Cellular component (GO): plasma membrane
Molecular function (GO): G protein-coupled acetylcholine receptor activity
Source: RefSeq, a predicted model, not a curated record
AUUUGCCAGUGUCCCAAAGAAAUAAACAAUCUGUGAAUAGUUCAGCACGAUUAUAUGUUUACAAAGCAUAGAGGAUUUAUUCUAAUAUUUUCCCACCUGGAAAAACUGGGCUUAAGCGUCUUCGGCAAUCAGAAAGCAACACCGAGUUCUUCCCAAUAUCAUGUCACUUUUAUAGCAAUCAUACUUGCAGGAAUGGGACUGGGCAAUGGUGGUAACUGUAAACGUUCUGAUGUAGAAAUUGCAGAUGGAGAGCUUGGCUCUGGGGAUGGACGUGGAAAGAAGCAGAAAGGAGCCUGGAGAAAAGGCUGUCAUAUUUGCUCAGAAGAACCGCCAAAUCAGAGAGCAGAGAAGAUUUCAUUGGAGGAGCGCCUUCAACAGCAACUAAUCCCGUCAUAUUGAAAGAAAAUUGUAAAUGUUUUCUCCAGAAAUUGUCUGCCCAUCGCAGCUAAUCGAACACACAUUGACGAAUACAUACAUACUCUCUUUUUAUACCAAAGGUGCCCGGACGCAGAGACCCGCUCCAGCGAGUGCGCGUGACACACACGGACACGCAUACACACACGAACGCACACACGCCAGCCUGCGGGUUGGCCAGAGCCUUGAAACUGCAGAUUCCACUCGGAGAUCGCCAGAGGCACCGAACUAAUUAGUAAUUAGUUGCCCCUACACUAAUAACUACUUCCCCAAUCACUUUGGCGAAGAAAUGAAUCCCGCCCAGCUCGUCAGUCCAGCCAGGUCUCCGUUGUGUCUUGCUCUCCAGACUCCUCUUCUUCGUGAAAGCCAGGUUUGAAAAGUCUUUUUUGCUUCUUCGCCUUUGGUGUUUUGGUGUGGCGGGCGGGGGCAAUGUCACUUUAACUCCAGUCUACACCGCCAAGGGCCUCCAGACUCGUAAAGUGCCUGGGACGCGUGUGGGGUGCGCGACUCUGCUAGCGCGCGCCCGAGCCCCGCGGCUCUUGCCCGAGCCUUUGGGUCCGCUCUCUCCCCGCCUCCCCCCGCCCCACCCCUCCGAGUGUCUCGGCACCAACUAAUCUUCUCCUUUUCGUUUGCAAGAUCAAGGGAGAGAGCAAGCCGGCUCCCGGCCUCGGACUCUGAGCCGCGCGCAGCUAGCUCCGCGGCGGGUCAGCCCCGAACCCGUGAAGGGCUCCCAGCUCCUGCCAGCCAGCCCACGCCAGGGAUACUGCAGCCCGGGGAGGCAACGGGAGCUAAUCCGGCGGCAGGUUUAAAUGUUUUUUGACUACUUGGCUACUGAUUAGAGAACACAAAAUGAAUAACUCAACAAACUCCUCUAACAAUGUGGCUCUGACCAGUCCUUAUAAGACAUUUGAAGUGGUUUUUAUUGUCCUUGUGGCUGGGUCCCUCAGUUUGGUGACCAUUAUUGGGAACAUCCUGGUCAUGGUCUCCAUUAAAGUCAAUCGCCACCUCCAGACCGUCAACAAUUACUUUUUGUUCAGCUUGGCCUGUGCUGACCUCAUCAUUGGUGUUUUCUCCAUGAACUUGUAUACCCUUUACACUGUGAUUGGCUACUGGCCUUUGGGACCUGUGGUGUGUGACCUUUGGCUUGCCCUGGACUACGUGGUCAGCAAUGCCUCAGUAAUGAAUCUACUCAUCAUCAGCUUCGACAGAUACUUCUGCGUCACGAAACCACUCACUUAUCCCGUCAAGCGGACCACAAAAAUGGCAGGUAUGAUGAUCGCAGCUGCCUGGGUCCUCUCCUUUAUCCUCUGGGCUCCAGCCAUUCUCUUCUGGCAGUUCAUCGUAGGGGUGAGAACCGUGGAGGAUGGGGAAUGCUACAUCCAGUUUUUUUCCAAUGCGGCUGUCACCUUUGGCACGGCCAUUGCAGCCUUCUAUUUGCCUGUGAUCAUCAUGACUGUGUUAUACUGGCACAUUUCCCGGGCCAGUAAGAGCAGGAUCAAGAAGGACAAGAAGGAGCCUGUGGCCAACCAAGAUCCAGUUUCUCCAAGUCUGGUUCAAGGAAGGAUAGUGAAGCCAAACAACAACAACAUGCCUGGGAGUGAUGAUGGCUUGGAGCACAACAAAAUCCAGAAUGGCAAAACUCCUAGAGAUGCUGUAACUGAAAACUGUGUCCAGGGGGAGGAGAAAGAGAGCUCCAACGAUUCCACCUCAGUCAGUGCUGUUCCCUCUAAUAUGAGAGAUGAUGAAAUAACCCAGGACGAAAACACAGUUUCCACUUCUGUGGGCCAUUCCAAAGAUGAGAACUCAAAGCAAACAUGCAUCAAAAUUGUCACCAAGACCCCAAAAGGUGACCAGUGUACCCCAGCUAAUACCACUGUGGAGCUAGUUGGUUCUUCAGGUCAGAAUGGAGAUGAAAAACAGAACAUCGUUGCUCGCAAGAUUGUGAAAAUGACUAAGCAGCCUGCCAAAAAGAAGCCUCCUCCUUCCCGGGAAAAGAAGGUGACCAGGACGAUCUUGGCUAUUCUGUUGGCUUUCAUCAUCACUUGGGCCCCAUACAAUGUCAUGGUGCUCAUUAACACCUUUUGUGCACCCUGCAUCCCCAACACAGUGUGGACAAUCGGUUAUUGGCUCUGUUACAUCAAUAGCACUAUCAACCCUGCCUGCUAUGCACUUUGUAAUGCCACCUUCAAGAAGACCUUUAAACACCUUCUCAUGUGUCAUUAUAAGAACAUAGGCGCUACGAGGUAAAGCAUCUUUGUAGAGAAGAAAGGUAGUCAAGGGGAGCCUCGUGAAAGGAAACAGAAUAAAAGAGCUCCUAGUUUUCAAAUCUCUGCCAUUGCACUUUAUAGUCUUAUCGUGGAAUGUGCAACUGAGGAGCCCAACAGUGACACUCUUUGGUGCCUAUGCUCCAGUUUGAGAAACUUGUACCUUAUAAACCCUGUCAGUUGAGGAACAAUGAGACCAUAAAGGAGACAUGUUGAAAUUGUGGAUUUAAGAAGUGACCUAUGCUUUCUUGUACUCUUUUGAAGAAGGGCUUCUGAAUCUAUAAUUUUAUCUCUGCACAAAAAGAAUAAUAACCUGGCUGUGUUUUUUCAUUUUUGUGUUCCCAAGUGAAAGGCCACAGUUACAAACUAACCUGGAGACUUAAGCCAUUAUACGAUGGGGAAGUGAAGAAACAAGAUCAAAACAGGAUAUAGAAAUGGCCUCCAGAGUGUUAAACAUAUAUUAUUCUUUUGUUAUGAUUUUAUGUGGAGAAUUGCAACAUAAUAAAUGCUUAUCUUUUUUAUCUUUCCCCUUUCCCAUCAUAAAAAGAGAGCAAACAAAACUUAGCUAGAUUACAUCAUUAUUUUUGUCAUAUGGCAUUGGAUUUUUUACUUCCAUGUUUUACACUGUGUAAGUGCAAAAUCUGCAGGACUUUCACUAAAUACAGAGACAGUCAGGAGAAAGCGAAUUUCACCCCUGCCCACUGUGUCUUUUGCAUUCUUUGGGGGUAUAAAACUGUGAGGAUUUAGUUCGCUUAUGAUUCUUUAUGUAAAAUAUUUUCAUCAAUCUGGUUUUAUACUAAACAAGCCCCUUAUUUUAAUAGAAUAGCCUACCUAAUAUAUAAACAUGCUUGAGAAACCAAAGUCAAUUUUUUAAAAUGAGGUUUCAUCAAAUUCAACAAUGUUCAUUUUUUUUUUUAAGAGAAAGUUUACUGAGGCCAGGUGAAUUUUGAGAUAAGAAAAUAGAAGGUUGAAAGGGCAUCCUGUUUCCACCUGAUCUGCCUGACCUAUGUAUGAUGUACUAACUUGUAAAACAUGAACUCUUGGCCUUUGCAAGCAGGAAUAAGAUGCUGCGUUAUUCAUCUGGAAUCUUAAAUAGGAUUAAGUUAUUCACAUGACACCACUGACUUUGGGGUCAAUCCCAAGAAAAUAAGACUUUCUCUUCAAUGCUUGAUAAAGGAUGAUAUUAAAUUUAUAGUCAAGUGAGAUUUGUAACUGUCUUAUGACCUGUGGAAGGAAAAAAAAAUAGAGAACAUUUACUGAAACCACAUGUUUUGUAUUUCUCAAAUUGUCAAUUCCCCCUAAAGUUUUUUAACUUCAAAAUUCUGUUGAUAGAAGUCGUAAUCUUUAUGGAAGAAAAGUCAUGGAUAACUAAACAGGCCAAGCAAGCACAACAGAACCUGAGAGUAGGUGGCUGCAUCUGUGCCGCUUCUCACCAUUUUUAAAUUCUAGACCACAGAAAAAUCGUAUCAGGAACAAUUAACCUGUCUGUGUAUGAUUUUUUUAUUGUACCUAUACCACUUCUCACCAUUUUAAAAUUCUAGACCAUAGAAAAGUCAUAUCAGGAACAAUUACCCUUGUCCAUCUAAGACAGACAUUUUUAUUGGGAUCCCAAAUAAAUAUACAACUAUACUGAUUCAAGCGUAGUUAUUUUUACCCCUCAACUUUUUUUCUUACGGUAUUUCCUAUAGUCUUCCAAUCAGAUUUUCUAAGAUGGUCCAAUCAAUAGAAAUUAAAUUUAUAAAACCCAUUUCAAAUUUCAUAUUUUUCAUUUUAGGUUUAUGGGCUCUACAAUAUCUUGAUCAGUAGUAUCCAUGUGAGUUGCAUGAUGAAUUUGUCAGUAUUAGACUUUAGCACCUUAAUUAGAACUUUUUUGUGUGACUUGCCUCACUGAUGGCAUCUCAACAAUUUUGAGAGCUGAAAAAAAAAAGCACAAAGCAAAUAACAACACAAAAGAACAAUUAGUAAGAAGCAAAGUGCCAAUAAUUUUUGUACAUAAGUUAUCCUUUAUAAAAAUAACUUUCUGUUUCAAUAACUUCAGUCAUCCCUCCCAACGUCAGUUCAUACUGGUAUCUUUUUUCUACCUUAAUAUAAACUUUUACAUUUUAAAUCCAUAUUUAUUUUUGUUUUUUCAAGUAAAUGCAUCAAUUAAGGGGAAAGUACAUCAAACAAAUGUGCUGUUUGGUUUCUUGUAUACAAAACAAUUGACUGGCUGAAUAUUUCACGUAUUAACUUGUGCUGUUAUGAUGGAGAUUCAGCUUUAGUUGGGUUGAACUCUUUGGAUUCAAGGAUUGAGGAUUCUGGAUUUGGGUCUUUUUUUGUCUGCUCUAACAAUCCAACUCAUCAUGAAUCAAACUGCCUCUAACUGUCCAUUGCCAUUGCAUCUUUUCUUUCUUCUGUUCUUGAUCUUCACCAUAUCUACCACAACCUUAUUGAAAAAGAAAUCACCAAAAAUUAAAGAAAGGAAUUGAAUAUAGACUGAUACAUCAUGGAUGCUUUGUCAACUGGAAUCAGAAAAAGUGACAAGAAUACUGAAAAUAGUAGAUGAUUAGAAAGAUGUGGAGACUGUAUCCAGAGGCUUGCAUUAACUAUUUACUGAGUUUGUUUAUUUCAGUGGCUCCCAGCCAGGGACCAUUUUGCCUCCCAGGGGACAUUUAACAAUGUGUGGAAACGUUUUUGGUUGUCACAACUCAAGGGAGGGCUCUUGGCAUCUAGUGACUAGGCUCUGGGGAUGUUACUGAACAGCUUACAAUGCACAGGAUAGACCCCACAACUAAGGAUUUUUUUGGUACAAAAUGUCAGUAGAGUCAAAGUUGAGAAAUCCUGUUUUAAGGGAUUCUAGAGCUUGCUUUAUGUAAGUGGGAAAAGUAAUCCUGUAUCUCUAUUAGGACAUCAAUGCAAAUUGUUCAUCUGUUUGAAAAAAGUAAUUUCACCAGCCACAUACCAGACACACUGUCAUCCGUUGAGUCUGGUGUAUUUGUAAUUUACAGAUAGGGAACACAGGACAAAUCACCAUACCAUGCACACAACACAUUGUUUCCAACAUUUUAAUGUCCAAUUAGGAUUGCACGGAGUCCAGUUAAUUGAAGUAACUGGCUAUUAAAAUGGUUGCAAUUAAUAUGGUCACUUUCUAUUGGAGCUGCUGUUUUUCCUCUCAAAAACAUUAAGAGCCUCUUUCAAAAACAACGUGAUUCAUCUCCUUUAUCUUCACUGGAAAGGUAAAUAUCUUUCAAGAAUUUCUUCUUUCCUCAUAGCAAUAAUGUAAAUAUCCCAGAGUGGUCUUAAAAGAAGAGUUUAAGAAUGUGAAAAAGCCAGUUCAUUUCUUGAAAAAAGAAAUGAUUGCCUUUUUACCAGUUCAUCAUGAAUUUAAUGCCACCUCCCCAAGUGGUAGGAAAAAGUCAUCAAUAUAGUAAGUCAUGUAGGAUAUGCUUUUUGGUGAAUGUUAAAGCUGGAGUUUCCACAUACUCCUGGCUCUUUGUCCAUUCACGGCUUUUUGACCCUAAAGAUAUGACACUGGGGGAGAUGGGAGUUCAAAAUGAUGGCAACAUACACUUAGAAAUGCAAUCUACUUUUAUUUUCUCCUACUAGUUCGCUGGUAGCUGCCUUUCCCCCAGUUUGAUAGUAUCCCUUUCAACAACCACAGCACUGGUGUUGCAAAUAGAUUAGGGAAGCACCCAAAGCUGGAUGAAUUGUGCAAAGUGUAUUUUCAGCAUGUAUAUACAAUACCUUGCCUCUCAAAUAUGCUUCUCUUAAAAGGGUGCACGCUACAGCAUGAACUGUGUGCAUAUUUAAUGUAUCUUCCUGGAAUAUGCUGUACACUUAAUAUACAUAUUCUAUAAAUAAAGUAAUAAAAUGUAUAAUAGAAAUCCAUAUUUCUGUAUGCAAAUAAAUAUAUUAUACACAAAA